Molecule: messenger RNA, 1914 nt
Organism: Lagenorhynchus albirostris (white-beaked dolphin)
Lineage: Eukaryota; Metazoa; Chordata; Mammalia; Artiodactyla; Delphinidae
Gene: HNF1A
Product: HNF1 homeobox A
Exons: 10
Coding region: 1-1914 (637 amino acids)
Biological process (GO): positive regulation of DNA-templated transcription; regulation of transcription by RNA polymerase II; pancreas development
Cellular component (GO): nucleus
Molecular function (GO): RNA polymerase II cis-regulatory region sequence-specific DNA binding; DNA-binding transcription factor activity, RNA polymerase II-specific
Source: RefSeq, a predicted model, not a curated record
AUGGUUUCUAAACUGAGCCAGCUGCAGACGGAGCUCCUGGCGGCCUUGCUCGAGUCGGGCCUGAGCAAAGAGGCGCUGAUCCAGGCGUUGGGUGAGCCGGGGCCCUACCUGCUGGCCGGAGACGGUCCCCCGGACAAGGGGGAGUCCUGCGGUGGCGGCGGUCGAGGGGAGCUGGCUGAGUUGCCCAACGGGCUGGGGGAGACGAGGGGCUCCGAGGACGAGACGGACGACGAGGGGGAAGACUUCACGCCGCCCAUUCUCAGAGAGCUGGAGAACCUCAGCCCCGAGGAGGCAGCCCACCAGAAAGCCGUGGUGGAGACCCUGCUGCAGGAGGACCCGUGGCGUGUGGCUAAGAUGGUCAAGUCCUACCUGCAGCAGCACAACAUCCCGCAGCGGGAGGUGGUCGACACCACCGGCCUCAACCAAUCUCACCUGUCCCAGCACCUCAACAAGGGCACCCCCAUGAAGACACAGAAGCGAGCCGCCCUGUACACCUGGUACGUCCGCAAGCAGCGAGAGGUGGCCCAGCAGUUCACCCACGCAGGGCAGGGUGGGCUGAUUGAAGAGCCCACGGGCGAUGAGCUACCAACCAAGAAGGGUCGGAGAAACCGUUUCAAAUGGGGCCCAGCAUCCCAGCAGAUCCUGUUCCAGGCCUAUGAGAGGCAGAAGAACCCCAGCAAGGAGGAGCGGGAGGCGCUGGUGGAGGAGUGUAACAGGGCGGAGUGCAUCCAGAGGGGGGUGUCACCCUCACAGGCGCAGGGGCUGGGCUCCAACCUCGUCACAGAGGUGCGCGUCUACAACUGGUUUGCCAAUCGGCGCAAGGAAGAAGCCUUUCGGCACAAGCUGGCUAUGGACACGUACAGCGGGCCGCCACCAGGGCCAGGCCCAGGCCCUGCGCUGCCUGCCCACGGCUCCCCUGGCCUGCCCCCACCGGCCCUCUCCCCUGGUAAGGUCCACGGAGUGCGCUAUGGACAGCCUGCAACCAGUGAGGGGGCGGAAGUGCCCUCAAGCAGUGGUGGUCCCUUGGUGACAGUGUCUGCACCCCUGCAUCAAGUGUCCCCCACGGGUCUGGAGCCCAGUCACAGUCUGCUGAGCACAGAAGCCAAAUUGGUCUCGGCCACUGGGGGCCCCCUGCCCCCUGUCAGCACCCUGACAGCACUGCACAGCUUGGAGCAGACAUCCCCGGGCCUCAACCAGCAGCCCCAGAACCUCAUCAUGGCCUCGCUUCCCGGGGUCAUGGCCAUAGGGCCUGGUGAGCCUGCCUCCCUGGGCCCCACGUUCACCAACACGGGCGCCUCCACCCUGGUCAUUGGCCUGGCCUCCACGCAGGCACAGAGCGUGCCGGUCAUCAACAGCAUGGGCAGCAGCCUGACUACCCUGCAGCCCGUCCAGUUCUCGCAGCCUCUGCACCCUUCCUACCAGCAGCCGCUCAUGCCCUCCGUGCAGAGCCACGUGGCCCAGAGCCCCUUCAUGGCCACCAUGGCCCAGCUGCAGAGCCCCCAUGCCCUCUACAGCCACAAGCCUGAGGUGGCCCAGUACACCCACACGGGCCUGCUUCCGCAGACCAUGCUCAUCACCGACACCACCAACCUGAGCGCCCUGGCCAGCCUCACGCCCACCAAGCAGCUGCCCUUCUGCCAGGUCUUCACCUCAGACGCUGAGGCCUCCAGUGAGUCCGGGCUUCACACACCAGCGUCCCAGGCUGCCACCAUCCACAUCCCCAGCCAGGACCCUGCUGGCAUCCAGCACCUGCAGCCCACCCAUCGGCUCAGCGCCAGCCCCACUGUGUCCUCCAGCAGCCUGGUGUUGUACCAGAGCUCCGACUCCACCAACGGCCAUAGCCACCUGCUGCCAUCCAACCACAGCGUCAUUGAGACCUUCAUCUCCACGCAGAUGGCCUCUUCCUCCCAGUAA